AUGAAGGCACACUUUGCCCUUUGGCUUUCUGUUUUCCCACUGGCUCUCUCUGCGCCGGUCCUGGUCUCAGGUGGUGAUGGCUUUAGGGGCACUCAACAAGUUACCGCAGAUUCUCAGCCUUGCACUACAGUCUUCUCGUUUAUCACCAGCAGCAGGGCGCGCCACAUGCUCAAGGACUGUGACAGUGUGCUGCUGGAGAAAUACGCGUAUCUCGUUGACCGAUGGACGUCCUCACUGUCGUUUUCACUCUCGGCUAAAGGGCGGGAGAAGCCGCUGCGCGAGCGUCCAAUCUUACCCGACCAUUUGCCGACACCCGCGCUUAGAAAGGAGCUAGACGCGCCUUCAACAUCUUCAUCAACAUCAACUCUCACCUCUACCACAUUAUCAGCAUCAAUAAGAGCGCCUCUUCCCCCAUCGAGAUUUGGGAUAUCUGCAUAUGCGGAUAGGGUUCGUCUCGAAGAUAUUAUUGCCAGUCGCGAUCUCUCGGUUUUCCUUGACUGGCUAUCUGCGCGUCCUAUUAUGGCUUGGACACUCAUCGUUGCCGUAUUAAUUAUUGUCUCUUUUGUCUCGGCUGUCGUUGUCGAGAUCGUCGUUGCGGUGCGGAAGGCCAUCAUUUCGGCACGCACUGAAAGACAACAGUCCACUCAUUCGGAUGUCAAAGCAUUGGGUUUUGGAGAAAUUUACUUAUUCGGCCCUGAGAAAAGACUGGCUGCUGUUGUGGUUAUCGAUGACGCAGAGAAGAGUCCCAUUGUCUACAGGGAAGCACGAGUCUGA
This is a messenger RNA of Nannizzia gypsea CBS 118893, 774 nucleotides long. RefSeq lists its product as hypothetical. The record is from RefSeq and is a predicted model, not a curated record. NCBI's taxonomy places the organism in Eukaryota, Fungi, Ascomycota, Eurotiomycetes, Onygenales, Arthrodermataceae. Bases 1 to 774 code for a protein of 257 amino acids. The transcript has a single exon.